Molecule: messenger RNA, 424 nt
Organism: Nerophis lumbriciformis (worm pipefish)
Lineage: Eukaryota; Metazoa; Chordata; Actinopteri; Syngnathiformes; Syngnathidae
Gene: mlnl
Product: motilin-like
Source: RefSeq, a predicted model, not a curated record
AUGAGCAUUCGUGGAGCAUCGGCUGCUUGUGUGGCGCUGCUGUGUGUGGUGGUGCUGAUGGCAGAGACGACACACGGACACAUCACCUUCUUCAGCCCCAAAGAGAUGAUGCUGAUGAAGGAGCGAGAGGGAAGGAAGGACAUGGAGCCUCGGUCGGAGGAUGGCCACUUUGAAGAAGUCACCGUGGAGCAACUUCCUCCAGCUGAGCACGCCACCAACCUGGUGUGUGCGCACAACCUUGUGUACACUUUUGUCAUUGUCCAACCAAAAUGUGUGUGUUUGCAGGACAAAACAGUGGACAUCACGGUGCGACUUUCACCCAAACAGCUGGACCACGUGGCUCCUGUGCUGGAGGAGCUCAUCCAUGAAAUGGUGGAGGAGCGACAGAAAGGUACUGCAGUCCACAAACAAUAGCCAACAUUGA